Molecule: messenger RNA, 9073 nt
Organism: Bacillus rossius redtenbacheri
Lineage: Eukaryota; Metazoa; Arthropoda; Insecta; Phasmatodea; Bacillidae
Product: protein 4.1 homolog
Exons: 19
Coding region: 378-5207 (1609 amino acids)
Cellular component (GO): cytoskeleton; plasma membrane
Molecular function (GO): actin binding; structural molecule activity
Source: RefSeq, a predicted model, not a curated record
GAAUUUGUAAGUAAUAGCGGAUGAAUCUUUUAUGACUGGAAAUAGUGCCGUCGGUUGUUUGUUGAGAUAAUACUUGUGUCGCAUCAAACAUUAUCACGCUCUAGACGUUUGUAUUGACGUUUUGUACCAAGACGAGGUAUUGAUAUAGUUCUGGCAUAAGUAACCCUAUUUCUUGAGUUAGUCGCUAGUGUUUAGAUGUAAAGGACUAUUUUUGACAGACUGCGUCAGUGCGUCUGUUGGUGUGCGAACCGCAAGCUAGGUAUAUCGAGUUUAUGGUAGUGCCCAACCCAUUGCAGGGAAAGUCGGUGCGGUGGUUGAAAGUGUCGUGUUCUGCUAUACAUGGAUAUAGUGAUACGUUUCUAAAGUGAGCAGGCGCCAUGCCAGAGGAGAGCAAGGUCCCCGAGGUGGAGGCGGCCGCGGAGGCCCACAACGGGCCCGCGUCGCCGUCGCCGUCCAAGAAGGAGGCGGCCAGCAAGGGCAAGACUGUGCUGGCGAGGGUCACCCUGCUCGACGGCACGCUGCUCGACAUCAACAUCGACCGUAAGGCACGGGGACAGGACCUGCUGGAUCGAGUGUGCGAGCACCUCAACCUACUGGAGAAGGACUACUUUGCGCUGACCUACGAGGACCGCCAUGACCCACAGAACUGGCUCGAGUUGGACAAGCGCAUUGGCAAGUUCAUAAAGAAUGAGCCAUGGAAGUUCAACUUCCAAGUGAAGUUCUACCCACCGGACCCUGCCCAGCUUCAGGAGGACAUUACCAGAUACCAUCUCUGCUUGCAGAUAAGAAAUGACAUUCUCAUGGGGAAGCUGCCCUGCUCCUUCGUGACCCACGCGCUGCUGGGCUCGUACCUGGUGCAGUCGGAGAUAGGCGACUACGACCCGGAGGAGCACGGCCGCACCUACCUCAAGGACUUCCGCUUCGCGCCCGACCAGACGCCGGAGCUGGAGGAGAAGGUCAUGGACCUCCACAAGCAGCACAAGGGCCAGACGCCGGCGGAGGCAGAGCUGCACUACCUGGAGAACGCCAAGAAGCUGGCUAUGUACGGGGUGGACCUGCACCCUGCCAAGGACUCUGAAAACGUCGACAUCCUGCUGGGGGUGUGCGCGUCAGGGCUGCUCGUCUACAGGGACAGGCUGCGCAUCAACAGGUUCGCGUGGCCCAAGAUCCUGAAGAUAUCCUACAAGCGACACAACUUCUACAUCAAGAUACGGCCGGGGGAGUUCGAACAGUACGAGUCCACCAUCGGCUUCAAGCUGGCCAACCACAGGGCGGCCAAGAAACUGUGGAAGGUCUCCGUCGAGCACCACACUUUCUUCAGGUUGAUGACUCCUGAGCCUGCCCAGAAGGGUGGGUUGUUCCCACGCUUUGGCUCAAAGUUCCGCUACUCUGGCCGGACGCACUACGAAACAAAGAAAUCCGUCAUCGAACGACCGGCUCCCCGCUUUGAGAGAAGUUUAAGUGGACGUGGUCUUACCUCACGCAGCAUGGAUGCCCUGGCCGGGCCGAAGCAGCAGUACGAGGAUGACUUCAACAAGCGCCACACCAUGUCCCAUCCCCCGGAGCACAUCCCGGACAUGGAGCACAUCGACGACAAGCCCAAGGCUGUCCGGGAUCUCAAGAGGAAGGAGGAGAAGCUGAAAGAGAAGCUGGAAAGGAAGUCCAGCACUGGAACCACGUCUGCCAGCUCGUCCAGCUCCAUGGAGGGGGAGUACGAGGCAGGCCGGGAGGAGGACGGCCGCAAGUCCGGCACCGAUACCGACGAGGGCGAGAGCAAGCCCAAGAAGCCAGUGGGCGGGGUGGCAGUGCUGCCAACCGGGGCGCUCAGUUUUGGCAAGUCAAAGAAGAAGGACAAGGACAAUAAGGACAAGGAGAAUGUUGCGAACGAGGCAGACAACAGAGACAGAGAUGAAGAGAAGGAGAACCGCCGGGGCAAUGAUGCUGUGUCUGUAACCCUGUCAGCCGGGGACAAGUCUCCCGCAGGCAAGAAGGACAAGAAAGAUAAGGAGAAGGAAAAGAAGGACAAGGAGAAGAAAGAUAAGGAGAAGAAAGACAAAGGCAAGGAGAAGGAAGAUAAAGAGAAAGACUUUGAAAAAGAGAAAGGUGAUUCGGACACUGAAACAGACAAAGAUAAAGAUGGGGAACGGAUCAAACUGAAGACACCUGCAUUUCUUUUUGGCAAGGGUUCACCAAAAGAUAAGUCCAAAACAUCACCCAAAGAAAAAGAUAAAAAUAAAUCUCCAAAAGGCAAAGACAAGGACUCUCCAAAAGGCAAAGAUGGCGUUGUUGUUCUUGAAGGUAAAGAUUCAGAAAAUGAGAAAGCAAAAAAAGAGAGAGAGAAGAAAGAGAAAAAAGAGAAAGAUAAGAAGGAGAAGGAGAGAUUGGAAAAGGAGAAAAAAGAGAAGGAAAAGCAGGAGAAGGAAAGGAAAGAAAAAGAGAAGAAGGAGAAGAAAGAGAAGGAGAAAAAGGAAAAGAAAGAGAAAGGUAAGAAGAAAGAUGGAAAGGGAAGCACGGAAGUGGUGACAGAGUCUGAGCCAUCAUCGGCACAGACAAGCCCGGAGAAGGAAGGGAGCGAAGCAGGCAAGAAGUCACCAGUGGCUGGGGGUGGACCUCCCCAGGGCUCGCCGCAGCUGCCCGGAUACACCCGCGAGUACGACUACGUACAGAAAGACAGCGAGACCCCGACACGAAAAUUCUUGCCACAGGGCCAUGGCUUCUCCUACGAAGAGCGCCAGCGCCAAGAGGAGCUUCAGGCAGCGGCCGACGACAACCGUUCCCCUUCGGGGGGCAAGCGAGUAACUGGCCUGGCCUUCAACUACGCACCGGGGGAGGACAAGAAGGUCGCGGAGACGGCAGAGAAGCGCAAGACGGCUCUGGAAGGCAAGGAUGGCGAGCCAGUUCUCAUUUCCAUUCGCACUCCAGGAGUCGACUACGUGGAGAGUGCAGCGAGGAGAGAGCAGGCGAGAGCUGCCGGGGCAUCUCCAGACGUGGGUAGGAUACUCGACCAGUCGUCCACAGCAACGGGAUUCCCCUAUGGAGCGGUCUACGCCGGAGCUGGCGACCAGAAGUCGAGAGUGUUGCAAGACGCUAGUGCUGCACUCAUUGCCAACGAGUCGACUCGUUACCCUGUGGAUGCGUACGGGAGGCACGUGGAAGGAGCAGGAGGUUACGUGAUUGGGCCUGAUGGCAAACAAGUGUUUGUGGUUGGUGCAGCAGGGGAUGGUACUCUCACAGGAGACAUGAAAAACUUGCCUGCAGGUACUUUUGCAUACACAGUACCAUCAGCAGAUGGCAAAGGACAGCGAGGUAGCCAACUACCGACAGGCACAAGCACAUUUGGUGUGCCUGCAGAUGGGCGAGGAAAGCAGUUAUUGGAAGGAAGCGCACCUUCUGGUACCUUUACGUACACUGUCUCCUCUGGCGAUGUCAAAGGGCAGAUGCCAAGAAGUGGCCAGUUGCCCGAAGGCACUUUCACAUCUUCAGUGUCACCUGGAGAUGGCAGGGGGCAGUUGGAGGGAAGUAACCUGGGCCAACUACCUACAGGUGCGUACGUUUUUGCUGGGUCUCUACCAGCAGACGGUAAAGUGGAAGUCCAAGGCAGUACCCAGCUGCCUGCAGGUACAUUUGCAUACACAGUACCUGCAGCGGGAGAUGGUAAAGUGCAGAUAGUAGGAAGUGGCCAGCCACCUUACGGUACGUCAGCAUAUUCAGUACCAUCGGCGUACGAAAAAGGGCAGCCAGUAGGAAUAAACCAAUCACCUACUGGUACUUUUGCAUACACGGUACCUGCAUCAGGAGAUGGCAAGGGGCAGCCUCAAGGAAGUGGCCAGAUACCUGCAGGUACGUACAUACUCACUGGAACACAAAGUGGGGAUAGAAAAGGCUUACCUUCGGAAAGCAGCAAAUCACCAGCAAGUAAUCGUGCUUCUUCCGGCGAUGGUAAAGCUGCAUCGUUGGGAAGCAACAAGUCGCCGGUGGUUGGCUUGCGAUUCCUUCCAGCCUCUCCGAAGGAUGCGCGAGAGCUUCCGUUGGGGGAUAAUUCGUACAUGGUCAUAGACAAGCACACGGGUAAGCCGGUGAACCCGUCCACUCUUGGCGGUGUGUUCAUGAUCUCCAAGACCAAGAAGGACAGUGCAGACAAGAAGAAGAAGGGUAAAGGCUCGAUCUCAGGGAGCGACGGGGAAGUGGGUUCGAGUAGUGACGACCUGUCGGACUACGGGGAGGGCAAGGGCGACGUCUCGCGGGAUCUGGCGGGUGCUGCCAAACUCAAGAUCCCCAAGUCCUCCAAGAAGUCAAAGAAAGAGGGUACGGAGGAUGCCGGCUCAACGCCAAAGAUCGUAAAGACGACGACGAAGCAAGUGGUUGUCAAGGACAAGGAGGGGUUGACACAGAACAUAGAAGAAAAGGUGGAAGAUCUGACGCCAGGUGGGACCGGGGCCUUUACGCUGUCCACUCAAGUGAACAAGGCGGAAGGCUUGGAUGAUGGAGGCCGCUCACCUUUCAUCACAGCAACUGCAGUGACGACCAGGACUGCCACCACAACAGAGGAUAAGGAGAAAAACGCCAAGACGAGUCAGGUGGAGGAGAAAACGGUGGCGCACACGAUGACAACUAGCGCCACUCGGCAGGAGAAGCGAGUGGUGACUCAGGAGGUCCGAGCCACAUCCACAGUUCUCAGCAACGAUGCUCAGGUACACUCUCGGCAUUCUAGUACCUCUAGCACCAGUUCCAAUGACUCUGGGACGCCCAUCGACUUUGAAGAUCCAGCUGCAGACAACCUCUUCUAUGCCAAUGGAGCCACUGCAUACAAGGGGGGCGGCGCGCAGCCCAUCGUGGCCACGGAGAGCAUGGUGUACGGGGACCCGUCGGCGGUGUCCUUGCACAGCACCACGCAGGUGCCGGUCGUGGCCACGGAGAGCCGCAAGGUGGCCCUGGAGUCGGACGACGGGAACUACUCUGCCUCCGGCGAGAUCGUCAGCUCCCAGACCAUCAGCAGCAAGACGCGCACCGUCGAGACCAUCACUUACAAGACGGAAAAGGACGGGGUGGUGGAGACGCGGGUGGAGCAGAAGAUCACCAUCCAGUCGGACGGGGACCCCAUCGACCACGACCGCGCCCUGGCCGAGGCCAUCCAGGAGGCGACUGCCAUGAACCCUGACAUGACCGUCGAGAAGAUAGAGAUCCAGCAGCAGACUGCGCCCCAGUGAGGCUUCCCCUGGCUGCUUCGCAUGCUUCUCUGCAUAAUUCAAGAAUUAAAAUUUUUUCCUGGCGUAAAUAAAUGUGCGAGUACGAGUAGCAUGUGUAUAAUACUCAUACACCAUCAUGUUACUAAGAUGGUGAUGUUUCAGAGAACUUACCGCCUGAACAGUUGUAAAGCAAAAUAAAAAAAACUUCCUUUUUAAAAAAAAGUUUUUAAACAGAAAUGAAACAUAAUGAAUUGCCAUAUAUCAUGUAUUAUGAAACACCCGUUCACAAUAAGUGUGUGUAUGCCUUUCUUUAUGAUUGCCAGCAAAUGCCGCUAGACCUCCACUGAAUCGGGUCACUGUUUGCAGUUGGGCGCUUUUCUUUGACACUUUUUCUCGUGUCGCUGAUGCUUCACCGGUGUCCUCCUGUCUUUGGCACCACCGCCUCAUUCCCACACGCUUGGCGUGCCUGUAAAGAUAAUGUUAAAGAUUCUAUAAUGCAAUCUCUGUGUGAUAUAGCGAUGAGGUUCUGAUUGGUGGGCUCACUUGGGGAGCACAGAGCUAGUAUAUGACAAUAUUGCUGUACAAUGUUAUAUUCGCUGUAUUAAUUUUGCCAUUUAUGAAGAUGAGGGUGGGAUUUCAUAACGUAUAGUUUGCCAAACUGGAUGCAUUAAUGCAGAGGUUGUUCUGUAGUGAGGGAUUUGAUAAUAUCCAAUGGUUCACAACUUCUAUAUUAUGUAUGGGUGAGAAUGCAUGUUUUUCAGCUUCUUUCAAAAGCUGUCUGGAUUGAAAAUUUAUAUUUGGUGUUAAAAGAUUUAUAAAAUUGGUGAUGUAAUCUCCCAACCAUUCUUAAAGUUAAUAGCAGAAACAGGUUUUUAAUCUCCAAUGCAAUAUUAAUGUUGUGUUUAGAAUUUUUUUUUUUUUAUUUUUUAUUUUUUAUUUUUUUUUACACAAUACUUCUCGAUUUCACAGUUUGAGUUUUCAUUUACUCAUUUAUCUAUAAUUAAUUAGGUAUUGUUUACCAUCAAACUGUGUUUCAAAAUCUCUGUUGCUAUCUUCAUGUGUGAGAAUACUAUACUUUCUGCAAUCUGCAAAGAAAUGGUUAGUUUUUUUUUUUCUUUUCUUUUCUAUCUGUAAUGACAGCAAUUGAUUUUUUGACAGUGGUUGUGAAUUUAAGUUUUUCAUUGGGAAGUAACUGGGGUUAAUGAAAUAGGUUAUGGUGUGGCAUUCUGCAUGUGUUUGUAGACUGGCAAAGCUAAUGUGCACAAAUGAAAAUGAAUCUAAACACAUAUGUGAAGAGCUGGAUUUUUUUUUUUGUUGGUAUAACUUUGUCAUGCCAUUAACAAAUCUUUGCUAUAUUACUUUUCUCUCUUUUUUUGUUUCUACAUAGGAUAAGGGAGACUUUUUAUGAAGUAAUUGCUGAAUGCCAAGUUCGUUACAAUUUUUAAGAUAAAUUUGUGAAUGCUGCCUGCUUGAACGGCAAAGUAUUUCUACUGUGAAAAGUAUCUCUUUUAUUCAUUAGUAAAUAUUUUUAAAAAAAAAUUUGAGUAGUAUGUAAAAUAUAAAAAGAUGUUAGAUUAUUAUCAUGCAGUUUUGGUAUUUUAUGUCAGCUAGUAGCAAUGGAUGAAGCUUAAAAAAAUUAUAUUACUAUUAAAGUUUUUAAAUAUUUAAAUAAUUUAAGAUAUUUUCUUUUUAUCUUUAUUCCUGUCAGGUAUUCAGCCAGCAUGGUAAUUAAACUGCCAGUUACGUAAACUUAUACCUAAGGUAGCCUAAACAAUGAAACUCAAACACCAUCUUUGAUUUUUUAGUUUCAUAAGUUAAUAUUUUUUUGGAUUCAAAGAAUUUUUUUUUUUUAAAGUUGUAAUCAGUGACAUGUUUUCUGUACUCACAGAAGUAUUAAUUAAAAUGUGAAGUGUUAAGUGAUGACUCUGAUUAUGAAGCUUAUGACUGAAUUCGGCCAAGUUUAAUUUUGCUCAAUUUUGAAACUAUGAUUCAUCUGGCUAUUGGUACAGCAUGGCUUUGGAAGGUUGUCGAUGCCUACUUCCUUUGUGUGUGGUAUUUUAUUCCGUUCAUCAGCUGUUUCAGUUAACUGUGGUGUGUUUUAACAUUCCAGUCUUCACUUGGUGUCAGUGGUUACAUAGUCUGAUUUCUAAAUAAAAUGUAACAAGAGAGAGCCAAAUGUGAACGGUGCUGUUGUCCAUCCUGAAUUAGUUUUACGUUUUAUCCUUUCCUUAUUUUAUUUAAAAUAUAAAUGCUCAUUUGUAAUUAACUUCGCUUACAAUAGUUGGUUAUGUGGCAUGACAAUUGGAAAAGUACUUUUUUAUAAAUUGUGCUUUUGUUACUAUUUUUUUUAUUAUUAUUUUACUGACUACAAGUUGACACUUUGCCAUUGCUUGUAGGUGCUCACACUUCAGUUAAUAAAAAUAUACAAUUAUUAAGAAAACUAGAAUGUGAUGAAGGAAAAAUGUUUUUGACAAUGAAUUUUUUUUGUGUAUAUUUAUUUAAAAAAUUUUAAGUGUUCAAGACAUUUCCUGCUGUGGCCAGUUCCCCUCCCCCCCUUACUGCUUUUGGGUUGACCAGGUUACUGGGAAAAAGGAGUCAUGUUCGUUCAGAUGCAGAUAUGUGUACAGUGUACAUGAGAACUACCCAUAUCAUUAAAAAAAUAUCUUCAAAAUAAAAAGUUUGGGACCAUGUUUUUCAUUAGAAAAAACAACAAACUUGUUUUCAACUCAUCCCAAACAUCAAACAUUUUGGACUUGUGGACCAAAGAGAUUGUAAUUACACAGAACUGCACUGGUCACUUAUUUCCAUUUUAUCACCUGUUUUUUUUUUUUUUUUUUAUUAAAAAAAACCUGUCGUUCACCACAGUUUGUGUUUUGCUAGUAGCACAAAGAUGGCAGAUGCUUUGCGAGUACUGGGGGGACGAUUUCUUGACUUGCCCUUUGAUUGUGUGUCUGUGAUGAACGUGCUGUGUUGAGUCAGAUAUUUCUUCUGUACUUCCACUGAUUUCCAUGUAACGGCAGCUUUUUCCUUCGUUUUUGUCAAGGAUUUGUGGCAUUGUGUUGCAAUUUUUUUUUCUGCACAGCAUUUGUUGGUCUUUUUAGUGUUAAAAUAACUUUAAAAUAGUAGACACUAAUAUUAGAAGAUAAAUAUUUUUGUAUGUAAAAAAAAUCAAAGAUUUUUUUUCUUUUCAAUUAUUGUGUUAUUUAAGAAUACAUGUGAUUUUUUUAAGUUGUGUUAUUAUAGUACAUAGUUUGUAAAGUUCAUAGGUAGUUCAUCAUCUGUAAUAAAUUACGUAGAAAUAUUUUUUGAUUAUAAUAUGGCUGCUAUGCAAAUUGGCAAAACAUAUGCGCAGGUGAAAGAGGCAUAAAGAUAAAUAUAUAUAAUAAAUGUUGGAUCUUAAUGUCAGAUAUUUACAACUGUUAUAUUUUGCAAGUUCUUGCUUUGUGUAUACGUACUUGUAUUAACACCUGACGUAGGCGUGUCUUAUCUCGUACUGUUACAGUCUCUUUUGAAAACAAACAGAUCCAUGCUUUGGUUGAGAGAAGUAGAAUAUUUUUGGUUCAUUUUAUAAAAUUGUUUUAAGAGAAAUGCUUUUUUCACCUAACAUACAAAAAAACUUGGUAGCUUUUUGACAACUGAUCUUGGUAUUUUUGAGUCUUAAGAGCAGAUGUUUAAGGCUGUACUGUAUAAAGUAAAAAAAUUUUUAUUGGAUGUUUCUCUGCAUAUUUUAUUAAUUUAAAUAAAGAUAUAGCUAUUUUCUUUAUGUUCGUUUAGAAGAGAAAUGUUACUAUAAAACCCCACGCGUGUACAGCAAUGUAUUGCAUGUUAUAAGCAGAAUGGUAGUAUCAUGUAAAUGCUUAAAGCAACAAAAUAAAAUCUUUUUUUUU